Histoplasma mississippiense is the source of this 2400-nucleotide messenger RNA. RefSeq lists its product with no specific name. The coding region runs from base 1 to 2400 and encodes 799 amino acids. Gene Ontology annotation, cellular component: Z disc; nucleus. The record is from RefSeq and is a predicted model, not a curated record. The transcript has 7 exons. Lineage: Eukaryota; Fungi; Ascomycota; Eurotiomycetes; Onygenales; Ajellomycetaceae. Gene Ontology annotation, molecular function: transcription coregulator activity.
AUGACGGAUACCGUAAUGACCGGAUACGAAGCAAGGUUGCCCGCAGUGGCCACUGGCCAGUGGCGACGCCGAUUCCAACGUUUUGAGAAGCUUGCAGGUCUGUCGAGGGGUCUGACGACCAGCAGCGCCCUGGACCUCUCCGGGACUACAAGGACUGAACGCAAGAUAAGACCCCACGAGGGCCAUCUCAAACGGCUUCGCGAUCAUGACUACCGUCUUGCAUCUUACAUCUGGCUACCUGCGAAGCCGACUGCAGAUGUUCUUCAAACAAGCCUGGACCGUGAUGGGGCUCUGCGUUGUCCAAGCGACUGGUCACCAACCAUGAUACACUCAAGGUCCAAACACGGGACCCGAAAAGUCUCACCUCCUGGGCCAAGUUACAUGAAUGAGGAACAGAUUGCGACGUAUCUGAAGGACCUACGAACCAAUAGGCCCCCACGCCCUAAUGGAUCUCGACCCUUUCCUACCAAGAGCAUCUCAUCGAGCCAAAAACUCAGGAGCGAUCUACCACCCCGUGCAUCGUCAGCACUUUCCAUGAACAUUGACUCAGAAAACCAUCGUGUUUCCUCCCUCGAGCCCUAUCAGCGCUCAGCGAGUGCUCUAUCACACCACAGGAAACACUCAACACUUUCCAAUGGAAGUGUAUCUACUGAACAAUCGUUGGAAGAAGAGCCAGAACAAUCGUAUGAUUUAUCAAGAAGUCUCUCUCCAGCAGCAAGUAUUAGGUCGACGACGGGAACAUACAGAGUACGGGGCCAGAGAUGGAUGGAACGAGAGGAAGCACGGUCGUUACGGCAAGCUUUGGAAGAAAUGGACUUCCGAGAUGAUGAAAAGCGGUUGCAUGCUGCAGCCCAAGAGGAAGCUACCCAAUUGGUAUUCAGUCACCAGACCUCCGGCUUUCCAAAGCUUAAUCCACAUGCUCCCUACCUGAACCCUGACCUAAUUGCCACCAAUCAAUUUCGUCAGCAUCUGAAAAAAGGCGCGUAUGCACGAAGUCAAAGCAGAGAAAGCCCCGAGUUCCAAAGGCGUGUGGACCCAACCGGGUCCAAUCUUUCGCCAAAGAUAGUCGACGUUCCAGAGGAUAAUGAAACCAUCUCGGUCACAAAAAACGGAACUCUGACCCAAAAACCGAGGGUUAAUUUUGCCUUGGAAACGGAUAAUUCCAAUUCCCCAAGGACAGUCGUACAGAGGAAAGCCAGUUCCGCGGACGAGGAUUGCCAUAACCCAAAGGGUGAUGACACGCCCCAAACUAAAGAUGGUAAAGAAAUCCGUGGUGACGACAUCCGCGCAGCAACGAGCAUGCGACUCAAGGAUCGUAGUAGUAAACUACCUAUGCCAACCGUUGUUAGUGAUCGUCCUGGCCGUCCAAUUGUGAGCUUCGACCCAUCUUGGAGCAUCAAAUCGCAGAGCAAUUCUCCCAGAGACUCUCCCAGAAAUAGCCUUGUUGGAUCCAUAAAGGAACCAGCCGUAGAGGUUACACCCCCUCCGGGGAAUGUGGUACCCGCUAUCAAAGUUUCGGAUGAUCCUCCAGCUCCAGUCAUCAACGUUUGCGGAGACGAUUCAGCGGCGUUAACCGUCUCAUCCUCCGGGGUCCCAACAAUUGCUGAGAUGAAGGCUGCGGAGGAGAAACCCCGACCAUUACCAAACCCCAGCGCGAGCCAAAAUGGGAAGCAGAACCAGAGGAAUUCGAGAGGUUCGUCUACAAACCGCUGGUAUACUCCUUAUACCCGAACUGGCGCUCCGACCGCUUCCUGCUCCGCUUGCGGGCUACCCAUAGCCGGCCGCAUCGUAACGGCCUGUGGAUCCCGUUUCCAUGCUGAAUGUUUUUCAUGUCACCACUGCCACACCCCACUUGAGUGCGUCGCCUUCUAUCAGGAACCUGAAGGUAAACGAGCCGAAAGGCUCGCGGAUGCCGACUCCAACGACGAAGAAGCCAAUGCUCUGAGAUUUUACUGCCACCUAGAUUUCCACGAGCUUUUCAGCCCACGGUGCAAGAGCUGCAAGACGCCUAUAGAAGGCGAGGUUGUCGUCGCGUGCGGGGCGGAGUGGCAUGUCGGGCACUUCUUUUGUGCCGAAUGCGGCGACCCCUUCACACCGACUACCCCGUUCGUGGAACAUGCUGGGUAUGCGUGGUGCGUCCGUUGUCAUUCUAAGCGAACUGCCUCCCGCUGUCAGGGGUGCAAGCAGCUUGUGCUCGACGAUCUUGUGGUCACUGCUCUGGGUGGGGAGUGGCAUGAGAAGUGUUUCGUGUGCAGCGAGUGUAGUGGCAGCUUCGGGCCGGAAGGGCGCUUUUUCGUCAGGGAAGGGAAACAGAGAUUCACGAAGAACGGGCGACCGAUUAUUGGCUCCACCGACACAGCUGUGUGCGAAGCUUGCGAGGGCCGAAGACUGAAGGCCUAA